Durio zibethinus is the source of this 2960-nucleotide messenger RNA. RefSeq lists its product as uncharacterized. Gene Ontology annotation, molecular function: zinc ion binding. Lineage: Eukaryota; Viridiplantae; Streptophyta; Magnoliopsida; Malvales; Malvaceae. The record is from RefSeq and is a predicted model, not a curated record.
UUGGUUAUGAAUUUAUUGAAAUCUAAAUCUGAAUAAGAUAAAAAAUAAUCCGAAUCUAAAAAUAAACCGACCCGAAAGCAAGUAAAUCCGUGAAAUCAGCAGAUGAGGGAAAGUACAAGGGAAAGACAGCUGACAGUCCAACCCCAAAAGAAAGUAGUAAGGCAAAGAAUAUUAGAGCUGCUUCCCAUAUUCCCUUGGAUGCAUCUAAUCUCCCACAAAACUUUCUCCGUCUCACUCAUUUCCUGAUCCUCCCCAAUAACCAUAGGAAAAGAUUGUUCUAUAAUUUUGUCUACUCUCCUGUUCACUGUAAGUAUUCCUUAUUUCUAUGUUGCAUUAAGGCCCUGGAUUAUGCGAAAACAACAAAGCACUAUUCUUCCAUGGAGUGGCAGUGGUUCUGAACUGUCUGUUUGGUAUGGAGAUUCUGUUGAUUCUUUUUACUUGCUUAGAAACUCACAAUGGAGAUUAGCCUCAUGGAAGAUUAAGAUGAUGCAUCAAAGUAAUAUGCUGCUGUAAUUGAAGACAUCUUAUUUAAUUAUAUUUGAUACAUGAUGGGUAAGGAAAACUUGCCACAAGCAGUCAAUGGAGGUGUCAGCACUGAUAGUAGCUCGAAUGCUGACAAUGAUGAUUCUGGGACUUACUCGCAAUAUAGUAUAGACAAAGAGGCAGGUUCGGCUACUUGCCGUGUCUGCCACUGUGCAGAAUCUGACAAAAGGGGGGAUGCUGCUUUAGGAUUUUUGGGCAUCACUCCUCCCUUAGCAGAAGUGGUUAAAAGCAAUGGAGAAGUUCAACCUAAUAGCAAAGAAGUUCCGAAAGAUGUUGAAAGUGAUGAGUCUCAUGCUAAGAGUCUUGGAAGAGAAUCUGGGUUUGUUGAGUUCAUAAGCCCUGAAGGAGAGGUUUUCAUCUGUAGUACUGAUUUAGAAAUGGGCUCUCAUCAUCAGGAUGCAUUAAUUGAACUUGGUUGUUCUUGCAAAAAUGAUCUUGCUCUAGUGCAUUAUGCUUGUGCUCUCAAAUGGUUUGUUAAUCAUGGAUCUACUGUUUGUGAAAUCUGUGGAAAUUCUGCAAAAAAUAUCGGGACUUCUGACUUUAAGAAAGUUUUGGUUUCUUUGAAAGAUUAUGAAGCAUUGAGAGAAAGGACUGCUAGUGGAGAUCCUAAUCCUGCCCAAGUUCAUACAAGUUCUGGUGUCGACCCUGAUGCUGUUGCUGCUAUUUGGAGGCAACGGCUAAGUGAGAUUUCGUUGUGGUUCAGUCCACAUAGUAAUAAUAGCAAUAAUUAUAGUUCUUCUGCAGUUUCACAGUUUGUUUCUGAACAACCCCCGAAUACUGUCACUGAAGAAGUUGCUCCCACUGAAAAUCCUGCAACCAAAUGGGCUGUGGAGGGUACUGGAAUUCUGCUUGCUACGGGUCUACUUACUGUUACGCUUGCAUGGCUCAUUGCUCCUCGUGUUGGAAAGAAAACGGCUAGGAGCGGUCUUCAUAUUCUCUUGGGAGGCAUUUGUGCUUUAACAGUUGUGGUCUUCUUUCGCUUUAUUGUGCUGACUAGGAUUAAGUAUGGACCAGCACGCUACUGGGCAAUCUUGUUUGUCGUCUGGUUUCUUGUCUUUGGUAUAUGGGCCUCAAGAACGCAUGGUGCUCAUGCAACAUGAUUUGUUGAUAUAUGGUGCAUAUAAAUUCACUAUAUUCUUUUUUGCUGCCAAAAAGUAAAUGUUGAAAAAAAAUUGGGAUUUUUUCUGGACUUCAUUAAUGGCAGUCAACUCCAUUUGAUAGUUCAUGCUUCUUGCAGUUGCUUUUUUUUUUUUUUUUUUUUGCCAUGAGCUGUGGAUAGCGUAACAUUAUGUUUAGAACGAUGUUAGCCUACUCGGCCCUUUGAACGCAAUGUGAUGUUCAGUUUUAACAUUUUCAUUCACAAUCGUGCCAUUCUAAUGCAAGUGAUUUGACCGACAUUUGUAAGCAAGUUCAAGUGUCACGAAUUUAAGGAAGAUUUUUAAAUUUCACAUCGAAUAUAAAAAGGAGGGUCAUUAGGGUAUAAAAAGGUUCAUAUCAUCUCUUUUUUGUGAAGCGUUUUUUGUAAGAUAAAAUUGUGAGGUCAAAGAGGUCAGAGCGGAUAAUAUCUCAUAAGAGUAUGAAUCGUGACAAGAAAAUUAAUCUGAGACGUCAGAUGAGUGCAUGUUCUGUUCGGGUCAUGGAGUCGUGCGAGUCGAAAUCUAAGUCUCGAUCCGUGACAAAUGGUAUUAGAGUCAGUCUUAAACUGUUCGAUCUACGUUAAACGUUUCGAGAGAGGUAGGCAGAGUGACUAAUCUUCGUGACGAGGGCGUCUCGAAGUUGGGUGGGGGAGAAUGUCACGGAUCUAAGAAGGAUCCUAAACUGUUUGAUCUAUGCCAAGCUUCUCGAGAGAGGUAGACACCCUGUGGUCAGCUUUCGUGAAGAGGGUGUCACGAGGUUGGGUCGAAAAAAAUGGCACGGACUUAAGGAGGGGUCUUGAAUCCCAUAUCGAAUAUGAGAGUCAGUGAGAUAUAAAAAAGGUUCAUACUAUCUCUUCCUUAUAAAGGUCCUUUCGUAAGAUAAAAUCGUGAGACCAAUGAGAUCAAAUUGAACAAUAUCUCACAAGAGUGUGAACUGUGAUAGAAAAAUUGAUCUGAGAUGUUGGAUGAAUGCAUGUCCCGAUUCUAAAGUCGCGCAGGUCAAAACUUAAGUCUCGACCCGUGACACAAAUAAAUAACCGAAUUCUUUUUGUCUGUUUCAACAAUAUAAUCAGGACAUGAAGAGAAUUGAGAAACAAUGUACUCUCAUAGACAAAAAUGAAGCAUUAAUGGAGAUUACAAGAAAGAUAUAGAUUACAUGGAUUUUAUGCUGCUACCGUAGAAGAUACUUACUUUACCAUGAUCAAAGCAACAUGCCUGGUAAGUACCUUAUCCACUAAUCCUAGAAUGCUACAGUUACAACAGUCAGUCCUUUGAUCACAU